Messenger RNA from Racocetra persica, 239 nucleotides. The record is from the annotation of a GenBank genome assembly. Lineage: Eukaryota; Fungi; Glomeromycota; Glomeromycetes; Diversisporales; Gigasporaceae.
UCCCAACGGGGAUGAUAUUAGUGAUGAAGAUUGGGAAAAAUUUGUUGUUGAAAGGGCAUCUACAACGUUUCAUCCAUGUGGAACAGUAAAAAUGGCUCCAGAAUCUAAAGAUGGAGUAGUUAAUCAUCGACUUCAAGUUUAUGGUACGAAAAAUUUUCGAGUUGUUGACGCUUCGAUAUUUCCUUAUAUUCCAAGCGGAAACACUAAUGCUCCCACAGCUAUGGUUGCUUGGAAAGCGA